Messenger RNA from Adelges cooleyi (spruce gall adelgid), 1067 nucleotides. RefSeq names its product pupal cuticle protein 20-like. The record is from RefSeq and is a predicted model, not a curated record. The coding region runs from base 132 to 809 and encodes 225 amino acids. Lineage: Eukaryota; Metazoa; Arthropoda; Insecta; Hemiptera; Adelgidae. Gene Ontology annotation, cellular component: chitin-based extracellular matrix. Gene Ontology annotation, molecular function: structural constituent of chitin-based larval cuticle. The transcript is spliced from 4 exons.
GAUUUCAUUGGUGUAUACGCCCAAACAUCAGUAUAUAACACUUACAAAAGGGUCGUUUGUUUCUCAGUUGCGUUAUCAUCUCUUCAGAAUUAAGUUUUUUGAUUUUUGAACACACACUCAACAGGAAAACCAUGAACACUUUAGUGGUAUUGGUAGCAAUUGUUGCUAUGGUGGCUGCGGCCCCACAAAAGCCAUUUGAGUUCAAUAAUGGAUUAUACCAAGGAAAUCAAGCAUAUUAUCCAGGACAACAAGGAUAUUAUCCUGGAUACUCAGGAUACCGUGGUUACUACCCGGGAUAUCAAGGAUACGCAGGGUAUCCCGGUUACCAAGGAUAUCAAGGAUACGCAGGGUAUCCCGGUUACCAAGGAUAUCAAGGUUACAAUGGUUAUAACCGUGGAUACUAUCCUGGAUAUCAAGCCCCUGCUCCCUUGCUUAAGGUCAACGCGAUCCCAACGCCUGCUCCAAUCUACAAGUCUGUUGACAACAAACUGCCGGCAAUCAUUAGCCAGUCGCAGGAAGUAAACCCUGAUGGAAGCUUUAAAUACGGAUAUAAGACGGAAAAUGGAAUCGAAUCACAAGCCGUAGGUUACGUGAAAAACCCAGGAACCGAAGGAGCCGCUCAAGUAAUUGAAGGUUCAUACGCUUACCAGGGGGAUGAUGGCGUUCCAGUUGAAGUAAGAUACUACGCCGAUGAGUCUGGUUAUCACGCAUUCGGAAACGUAAUCCCGACCACACCGCCCGAAAUCGCCAAAUCGUUGGAACUUAACGCUCAAGAAGCGGCAAAACCACAAUUAGAAAUCUCUAAAUGAAAAUAGAUCAAAUAGAACGGAUAGCGCUUCUUUCUUCGUUUAUGUAUAUCAUAUCGAUCGAUACAUAUUGUAUUGCGCAAUUUUAUACAUAAAUACUUUUGGAAAUAUAACAAAGAAAAAUGUUUUUUUUUUACGUUUGUAUAAAAACUUUUCAUUGAACUUAUUACUGACUAUUGAGUUCAAUAUAUAAAUACUACAACUAUUAUGAUAACAGUACUGUUACUAUGUAUAAUAAAAUAAACAGGUGAAUUUUUAUUA